Molecule: messenger RNA, 1753 nt
Organism: Amphimedon queenslandica
Lineage: Eukaryota; Metazoa; Porifera; Demospongiae; Haplosclerida; Niphatidae
Product: protein C-ets-2-like
Exons: 5
Coding region: 206-1561 (451 amino acids)
Biological process (GO): cell differentiation; regulation of transcription by RNA polymerase II
Cellular component (GO): nucleus
Molecular function (GO): DNA-binding transcription factor activity, RNA polymerase II-specific; sequence-specific DNA binding
Source: RefSeq, a predicted model, not a curated record
GCCUAAACGGAAGUAAUCUUCUCCGCAACUUUGUCCCUUAGGGCGGAAGUCUUCUCUUUUCCUUCUUUCUCUCCUUAUUUCUUCUCUAGAAAAUCCUUUUUCCUCUCGUUAUUUCGUCAAGCCAAGUCCCGCCAUAUUCCUUUGCCUACCCCUAACUUCAUCCAUUCCGAGUCUUAUCUAAUCCCUCUCCCCUCGCCUGAGGAUAAUGUCUAAAGAAGGAGAAGAAAUGGAGGCCAGUGAAUCACAGGAGACAGCUUCUCCUCCUACUACUACUCAUUCGCCGCUGCGGCCGGUAGGGGCAGAGUCAACUGUAACUCCACAAGUCACAAAGUCCUCGCUCUUAUCUCCUCCUGUCUCUCUCUCGUCAGACGCUACCAAAUCUCCCAUUCUCUCUCCUCCUCUAUCCUCUGAGAUUCUUUCAUCACUGAUCGCUGCUACAACAUCAGAUAAACAAGACGAAGUUACAGUCUCUUCUCUUAUAGCAGCUGCCACUGGCGUUCCUCCAAUUGAAAAUCCUUCAGCAGCUGCUUCCGCCAACAAUGGAACCAGCACAGCAGCUUCUACUACUACUACUACACCUUCAAAGUCAGCUCCAUCCAUCACUCCGCUGACAGCAGCUGGUAUUACUGGAGGUGUUGGAGGGAAUGGUCUCCUACCAUGCCUUGUCUGUUACCCAGGAGGGAAUAAUUAUUCCCUGGUUUGGCUCCCUUAUGAUUCUACAGCUGCUGCCACAAACACUUCCAUAGCAUCAACUCAGCCAUCAGUCCCAUCACUUCCUACCACUAGUACCAGUAACGCUACUCAGUCUUCAACUGUUGCUGCCACGCCCACAAGUGUUUCCAUGGUAACAUCUCCUCCUGCUCUUUCUCCUCCUCACACCACCUCAGGUGACAUCAGUCCGGCCGUUACUCCUAACAACCCGCUGUUGCCUAGCAACCUGUCGGCGGCCAUUACUCAGAGUUAUCUCCAACUGUUACAGCUCCAGCAACUUCAGCAGCAGCAACAGCAACAAGCCAGCAGCACUAAUGCAGCAACUGCCUCAGCUUCUAUACCUUUUGUAUCACCACACUCUUCAUUCAUGAGCUCAAGCAAUGACAUAUUGACGCAGUCCAUUUCUUCUAAUAACACACAAGUUACCCAGUCUCACAACUCAGGUCCUCCUCAAGUUGAAUUCAAUACAGGUUCUCAGAUCCAGUUGUGGCAGUUUCUCCUUGAGCUCCUGACGGACCGUGAGAGCCAGUCCUGUAUCAAGUGGACCUACAAACAGGACUGGGAGUUUAAAAUUGUUGACCCCCCUGAGGUCGCAAGACGCUGGGGGGAGAGAAAAAACAAGCCCACAAUGAAUUACGAGAAGCUAAGCAGAGGUCUUCGGUAUUAUUACGAUAAAAAUAUAAUAAAGAAGGUUCAUAAUCAGAGAUAUGUUUAUUUGUUUGUGUGUGAUUUGGAAUCUCUGCUUGGCCUUUCUUUCACUGAGUUGCAGAAAGCUCUUACAGCAAGUGGGGAGCAGGGUACGGCGAUUACGAUUGAGAAGAAGUUAAACACAACAAAGAAGAGUAAUUAAUAGUUUGGCUGGAAGAGAGAGAGAGAGAGGGACAGAAAGAAAUAAACACGUUCAUUAAUUUAUUAUUACAUUAAUAAUAUCAUUCAUUUUCAUCGACUUUUUCUUUAGAAACACAGUCAGUUAUAUUAUUAAUACUUUUCCUUUUUGUCAAUUGAUAAGAAUUUUUUGUCAUUUUCCACUUUUAAAAUUUAA